CGGAACAUGGCAUGGUCGCUGCAUAUAUCGUUAAAAUCAAUUAAACUCCUUUGCUUUUAUUAAAAUAGAUAAACGCGGACGUCAUAAAUUAGAUAAGUUUUAAUAAUUUUAACAAGUAUUUAACUUAAUCGAUAAGACGAUCAUUUAACGAUACAGUUGAAUGUGAUUUGUUAGUACGUUAUGUAAAUUUGUGCCUUUUCCUUGAUAUUUUAUUUUUAUUUUGUUUAUGUUUAUUCAUCGCCGGAUAAGCGAGUGCAACUGAAAACGCGGUUCCCGGUAGUUGCUUUCUUAUUUAAUAACGAUUUUCAAGUAAGAGAAAUGACUGGAUUGAAGAAUAUGAAACAUUUAGACUGUCGGAACAGGACCCGAGGACACAGGAGAUUCGGCCAGGACAUCGGUAGUGGGGCGGCGAUCGAGCAAGGUAUCCGAUUCAGUAGGAACGCGAGUUGGCAGCCGGUCAGUCGCGUUGUCAGAAGUGUCAGAAGGAAGUGUCGCGCAAAGACCGGCGCUCGACAGCCCGUCGUCAGUCGCGAAAAAGAAGCGGACUGGCCCGAUCAGCUCGAUUGGCGUAUCUCAUUGCCGAGCAGGCUUGUAAUCGCGUUGAUCACCGGAGUCACGGUGUUCACCUGUCAGCUAGCAGAGUCUUACCUGCUCGCUGUCAGUCGAGGCGCCACGUGCGCGAUGGGCAUGAUGGGAAUGUUCAAGUGGCUUCGAAAAGACAUUACUCAGCGAGAACGAAACGGGUGGAAUUUAGCACAGAAGCCGUGUAUUCUAAACAAUGAUUCCUACCGAAGUGCUCUUCAAGCUUUCAUAGACCGUAGAAAAUGCUCAGACGGAUGCUCAGAGCUGGGGAAGGAAGCGCCAAGCAGUCCCGACAAAACAAGGGCCGAUUUUCUUGCCAAAAAGAAUAACAACAAAUACGACAAUGAACGCAGACUCCAAGAAAGCAAAUGUAUCUCACGUAGCGUACCCUCUGUGCCUGCCUCGGAGAUUUUCGAAGUCGGUUGGGUAGCGGGCACGGAAGACCGAUAUCUUGAACUAAUCUUUGCCGAGUGGCAAAACACAAGAGUUUCUCUCAAGAGACAUAUCCAUCCCGAAUGCAAAGGCGCGGUGAAAGCUGAUUUAGAUGUACUCCUAGAAAUUCCACAUCCGAACGUAUUACUCUUGAUGGGCAUGACGCAUACGGAUGACUACGGUUUAGUUUCCAUUUUCGAACCCGUCGAUUGCACCCUUUACCAUUACAUACACGAGCAGGGUGAACGGAUAUCGAUACAGAGCAUAGCGAAAUGCGUAGGAAGACUCUCCGAUGCUUUAAGACAUUCCCAUGUUCUCGGGUACGUGCACAGUGCCAUCAGUUCGCAUUGCGUCUAUCUGGCUUCCAGCGGCAUAGUGAAACUCGGGGGAUGGGAGCUGGCUAUGCAGGUCGAUAAUCCGAAACCGAACAGGGAAUACGAGGAGCGGUUAAGAAACGAAAUUUUCCGUUGGCAAGCGCCAGAACUUUUCCACGAUUAUGAACCACGAAAAGAGAGCGAUGUUUACGGGCUCGCUAUGUUAAUUUGGGAAAUGAGUACAAUGCAAGUGCCAUGGAAAGGAUAUAGCAGAGUGGACGUGAAACGACAGUAUGCACAACGGAAAAAAGGAGUUACUAUGUAUUUGUUCGACUUUCCACCCUUGCUUCACAAUUUGCUAGAGGCUGGACUGCAAGUCGAUGUUAACAAGAGAACACUUGAUAUGAACCGAAUGCGUAGAUUCCUUCAAAGAUUGGAGAUGCAAUAUGAAGACGAGGAACCAAUCUACGUCGACCAACACAAGAACAACAACAACGUCGACCCUGCAAAAACUUACAACUUGCCGAAUUCGCCAUCCAUAGCAAUGAUGAAGAGCGACGGUCCGAAAUUAACAAAAAGCGUUUCGGCGAAACAAUUGUUCGUUCCGAACAGUUCUGAAUCGUUAACGAAACAUUACUCACUCACUAAAAAAAUCACAUCCAAGCCAAUCGGAAACAUAAAGACGGUAGCACACAUCGAGCCAGUAAAUGUAUUCGCUGAUGACGUUAAACAUAGCAAGAAAGAGAGCGCCCAAAAAAAUAUGAACGCGUUUUAUAACAUGCAGAACAAAUUCAAGAAGAACGACUGCUCGCAUUGCACGUCGGAUAUGGCAAGUACUGUACGAAGCGAGGAAACGCUUGAUUUUCUGCAAUCGUUUGGCAGCUCGUACAAGAAAGCCAAGGACAGCGCAGACUCUUGGGUCACCUCUAUCGGCACGUUCCCAUCGAUUGACACCACCGACGAUGAAUCUUACAAAGAUGCUAUAACGAACUUGAAACAGCUGAAGAAAGACUUGGCGAGCAAGAGGGAACAUUUCUUCUAUGGAAGCGAUUCCUCUCAGACUUCUUCGUGUCCGAAUCAAAAAGUUAAGAAGAAAACACUCACCCAAGCGAAAAAUGUGGACUAUGUACCUCAUAAACCAGCUAGUCAUAAAACAAGCAUCCAACCAAAGUACCAUAAAUCAAACAGUCUAUAUGAUUCAUCUUGUGUAAAAUCGCCGAUUCAAUAUCGCAAGACACCUUACGCUCAAAUGCCAGGGCUUAUUAAAGAUGCGAUAGCGCAGCCGCAAGUAUUAAAUUCCGACCCACAAAGUUUUUUCGAAUCUUCCUUGUGGAGAAAAGAGAAAUUAAUUUGUUUGGCCAAAAUGAGAAAAUCUUAUGGAGAUGAAUCAAUGGCACGCUAUAUACAGAGUGCAGAGAACAGUAAUAUAGGUUCUUCUGCGACUUUCACUAGAAGCACCACGGUGGAUUCAGACUCACCGAAAUGCAACAAAACGUAUGUUGUAAACCAGCAAUUACAAGAAGCAGAAACCAACCGCGAAGGAUGUACAGCAGGGUCCGAAGAUAUAGACAUUUCCACGGAUACUAAUUUACAAGUCCUAAAGGACGCUUUAGAUCGUGCUACAAACAUUGUACGAAGUGCGUCUCCGAAUUCUGAUGUAUCUUGUCUAUCCCCAUUCAAAAAUCACGAGAACUUUGAAGUCUCUUUAAAUGACAGUCCAGCUUCCCGAGCCAUGUUCGAAGAUCUGUACAAUUUGCAAAACUACGACGAUAAUGAAGAAAUUAAAACUAUUGAGAAGACAACGCCGGAUGAUGAGUUUUUAUUUAGAACGGAGGCUAGUAGCAAAAUGACAACAGACGAUGAUGAAAUAGUAAGGAAACCUGAAACCGAUGUUAAUGUCAACACCAACAAUGAAAGUCAGACGCAUUCACCCAAUGCAACGUUCACCCGAAAUUUUGUUUGCGAGUCCAUCCUUGAAGUGUCGAGCGAAUUAAAUAACUCUUCUAACGAUAUAAAAGCAGACAAGACGUAUGAGAAAGUACGUACCAAAGAGAAAGAUUUAGAAAAAUCCUCGGAAAAUGUAUAUAGUUCCUCAAAAAUUGAACCAAGUAGCUUUAUGAGACAAAAACGUCCAGAGAGAAGUGAAAAAAAAUCCAUAGAAACGAAUCUUGAUUUAUUAUUCCUGAACGACACGGCAAAGGCUAAAAAUUGCAAUUCGUGUUGCCAAAGUUCUUUACCAAGGCGACGUUCUUUGCCUGCGGCGUUGAGUCAAUUAAGUCUAUUCAAUAACUCAGCGCUGGGCAAGCUACCUAUACGCAGAGGGGAUCUUCCAGACAAUACCGUUGAAGAUUUAUAUAUAGAUGACGAAUUCGGCGACACUUUAAAUAUUAACAUGAUGUUGAUGUCAACUGAAGAUAAUUUCCUGUUAGAAUUAGAUAGAAACGAAUAAUUAUAAUUUUGAUUACAAUAAUUUAUUUAAUUCUAGUAUUAAAAAAAUACAAUAAAUGUAUUUUAUGUUCAUAUCAUAAACAUUGAUAUAGUAGCCAUAAAUAGUACUAUAAUAGUAUAUAGUAGCAGUAUUCUAUAAGAUUUAAAAUGUAUCAACAUCUUUUUGUAAACCUUAAAUAUAUAUAAUAAAUAACAUGAUUUGUACGAAAAUUAUCUGAUAACAAAAAUAAACGUCUUUAAUAUAAA
Molecule: messenger RNA, 4022 nt
Organism: Megalopta genalis
Lineage: Eukaryota; Metazoa; Arthropoda; Insecta; Hymenoptera; Halictidae
Biological process (GO): mitotic spindle assembly checkpoint signaling; male meiotic nuclear division; protein phosphorylation
Cellular component (GO): kinetochore; midbody; intercellular bridge
Molecular function (GO): protein kinase activity; ATP binding
Source: RefSeq, a predicted model, not a curated record